GCCUUAUAAUUAAUUCUCUUCUGUCCAGUGAAGACGUACGUACGUAGAGAUAUAUACGCUUUUGUCUUCUUCAGCUCAGAGCUAGCUAGCUCUGGACAACAUGAGUGCAGUUCAUCAAGGACAGUGUGAUUCAUUUCUGUUUCAUGCCACAGCUCCUAGGGUUGAAGGAGAUAUAGGAAAUGCUCUAGCAGCUCAACUUACUGAUAGAAUCAUGAUCCUGGAUGGUGGGAUGGGAACAAUGAUACAGAAUCAAGAUCUUGAUGAAUUGGAUUUUGGAGGGUCUGAGUUCUUGUCACACCCAAAGAGCCUAAAGGGCAAUAAUGACAUUUUGAACCUAACUCAACCAGACAUUGUAUACAACAUCCACAAGGACUAUCUGCUAGCUGGAGCUGACUUUGUUGAGACCAAUACCUUCAAUGGCACUGCUGUCUCUCAGUCUGAUUAUGGCACUGAACACUUGGUCUCAAGAAUCAAUCAACAAGCAGCCAAGUUAGCCAAACAAGCAUGCUUAGAGGUUGAGAAAAGUACAGGCAUUCCCCGAUAUGUAAUUGGGUCAAUUGGUCCCACUAAUCGAACACUCUCUCUCUCACCUUCUGUGGAACGACCAGAUUAUCGAAAUAUCACCUUUGACGAGCUAGCUGAUGCCUACUUGGAGCAAGCAAAGGGACUAUUGGACGGAGGUGUAGAUAUAUUGAUGGUGGAGACGAUCUUUGACACAGCUAAUGCACGGGCUGCUUUGUAUGGCAUUGACCAACUUUUUGCGUCAGGUUAUCGUAAAGUGCCAAUUUUCGUGUCUGGUACCAUUGUGGAUAAGAGUGGACGCACUUUGUCUGGCCAAACUACUGAAGCUUUCGUAAUUAGUGUCACCCAUGCCCAUCCAAUGUGCCUUGGACUAAACUGCGCCCUUGGUGCAAGAGAAAUGAGGCCUUUUCUUGCAGCAGUGAGCAGGAAUACUGAAGCUUACACUUUCUGCUACCCUAAUGCUGGACUCCCGAAUGCUUUAGGUGGGUAUGAUGAAUCUCCUGAAAUCAUGGCAAAGCAUAUCAAGUCCUUUGCUGAGAGUGGUCUUGUCAAUCUUGUUGGUGGCUGCUGUGGAAGUACACCUGAACACAUUAAGGCUAUUGCUGAUGCAGUACGAGGAAUUCCCCCACGGUCACGCCCCUCGAACUUGUUCACUGACACACUGCUACUAUCUGGACUUGAGCCCCUCAAGGUGAAUAAGUUCACAAACUUUGUCAACAUUGGAGAAAGAUGUAAUGUGUCUGGCUCAAGGCGCUUCUGCAAACUGAUCAAGUCUGAUAAAUAUGAGGAGGCGGUGGCUGUUGCCAAAGAUCAGGUGGAGAAAGGGGCCCAAAUUUUGGAUAUUAACAUGGAUGAAGGGCUUCUGGAUGGAGUAGGAGCUAUGCAGAAGUUUCUGAAUCUGAUCUCUACUGAACCAGAUGUGGCUCGGAUUCCAGUGUGUAUAGACUCUUCUAACUUUGAUGUGAUUAUUGCUGGGUUGAAAUGUAGUCAAGGCAAAUGCGUGGUCAAUUCUAUUAGCCUGAAGGAAGGGGAGAAAGAUUUUCUCGAAAAAGCCGCUGUUGUCAAACGAUUUGGUGCUGCCUUAGUUGUAAUGGCAUUCGACGAGACUGGUCAGGCAACCUCAGCGCAACACAAGAUCAAAAUUUGCCAACGCUCUUACAACUUGCUUGUGGACAACUUGAAUUUUAAUCCGAAUGACAUCAUUUUUGAUCCCAACAUUCUCACAGUGGCCACUGGAAUAGAUGAACACAAUAGCUAUGGAGUGACCUACAUGGAGGCUACGAAUCUGAUCAAAUCUACGUUGCCUGGGGCUCGUGUCAGUGGAGGCUUAUCAAACUUCUCAUUCUCCUUCAGAGGGGUUGACAGCGUGCGAGAGGCAAUGCAUAGUGUUUUCUUGUACCACGCAAUACAGACUGGAAUGGAUAUGGGCAUAGUGAAUGCUGGAAACCUCCCUGUGUAUGAUGAUAUCCCAAAAGAUCUCCUGAUACUGUGUGAGGAUGUGCUCUGGAACAAGAACAGCCAAGCCACUGAGAAACUUCUUGAAUAUGCCCAGUUAGCUGGAAAAUCAUCGAAGAAGGCUGUCACAACUGAUGAGUGGAGAUCAUUACCUCUAGAACAGCGAAUUGUUCACUCCCUUGUCAAGGGAAUUGACAAAUACAUUGUUGAGGACACAACAGAAGCUAGAAAUAAUGUGGACAGACCGCUCAGGGUCAUUGAAGGUCCAUUGAUGAAGGGAAUGAGCGUAGUCGGGGACCUGUUUGGAGCGGGGAAAAUGUUUCUUCCUCAGGUAAUCAAAUCAGCCCGUGUAAUGAAAAAAGCUGUGGCGUAUUUGAUACCAUUCAUGGAAGAGGAGAAAGCUAAACAGCUUGCUGAAGCUACUGAUGCAGGAGAAACAGUUGAUGCAGCUGCUUAUCAUUCAGGUACUGUGGUUUUAGCCACUGUGAAGGGAGAUGUGCAUGAUAUUGGGAAGAACAUAGUUGGUGUGGUGCUCGGGUGCAAUAACUACAGAGUUAUCGAUUUGGGUGUGAUGACCUCAUGUGACAAAAUCAUCAAUACAGCUGUUGAAGAAAAAGCUGACUUUGUUGGAUUGUCUGGACUUAUCACACCGUCCCUAGAAGAAAUGGUUUAUGUAGCCAAGGAAAUGAAUAGAGUAGGAUUACAGAUACCACUCCUCAUAGGAGGUGCUACAACUUCAAGGAAACAUACAGCUGUCAAAAUUGCUCCAAAGUACAAACAGCCAACAAUUCAUGUGGUUGACGCUUCAAAGAGUGUGGUUGUGGUGUCUGCAUUGCUUGAUAGCAGCAAUAAGGAAGACUUCGUUGACGAUAUUUGUGAAGAGUAUGAACAGAUCAGGGAAGAGCAUUAUGAGUCCAUGAAGGUGAGGAAGUACUUGGCAUUGGAUGUUGCACGUUCGAGGAAGUAUACCAUUGAUUGGAGCAGUUAUGUUCCAGUUAAACCUAUCAACAUCGGAGUUACUGUCUACAAAGACAAAGAUUUAAAUGAUUUGAUUUCCUUCAUUGACUGGAAGCCAUUCUUUGAUGUUUGGCAGCUUCGAGGGAAAUAUCCGAACAGAGGGUACCCUAAGAUAUUUGCUGACAAGGAUGUUGGUGAAGAAGCAAAGAAGUUGUUUGAUGACGCCCAAAACCUUCUCACCAAGAUCAAGGAAAAACGGUUGUUACAGGCUAGAGGAAUUGUUGGACUGUUCCCAGCUUAUUCUGAAAAUGAUGACAUCAUUAUUUUGAGCAGUGACGGUAGUGGCGAGAUAUGUAGACUCCAUGGCCUCCGUCAACAGGUGCAGAAAGAGAAAGAAGAUUCCAGUAUGUGCAUUUCGGAUUUCAUUGCCCCUAAAGAGAGUGGAAAAAUUGACUAUGUAGGAUUGUUCGCUGUGUCAGCCGGUUUUGGAUGCACUGAGCUUUGCCAGAGGUUCCAGGAGGAGAACGAUGACUACAAUGCUAUUCUGGUGAAAUCACUUGCUGAUCGGCUUGCUGAGGCAUACGCUGAAGAACUGCAUGAAGUUAUGAGGAAAUUAUUGUGGGGGUACAGCAGUGAUGAGAAAUUGAAGCCAUCUGAAUUGCAUGGGAUUAAGUAUCAGGGAAUUCGUCCAGCUCCUGGUUAUCCUUGCCAACCUGACCACACGGAGAAGUUGGCCAUGUGGAAAUUGAUGGAUGUCGAACGUCACACUGGAAUUACCCUCACUGAUAGCCUUGCAAUGAAACCUGCUGCAUCAGUGUGUGCCCUGUGUUUCAGCCAUUCUAAAGCAAAAUAUUUUUCUGUUGGGAAGAUAUGCUCAGAUCAAGUGAAUGACUACGCUAUGCGGAAGCAGAUCAGUGUGAAAGAUGCUGAGAAAAGUCUAGCUUCUAUUUUAUCGUACGACUCAUAAGAAUUUUGUUAUGUGAUUGUUAAACUCACAACUAUUGAUUUGAAAUGAGGGUUUGUGUUUUGGAUGAAA
This is a messenger RNA of Halichondria panicea, 3970 nucleotides long. RefSeq names its product methionine synthase-like. Lineage: Eukaryota; Metazoa; Porifera; Demospongiae; Suberitida; Halichondriidae. Gene Ontology annotation, molecular function: zinc ion binding; cobalamin binding; methionine synthase activity. Gene Ontology annotation, cellular component: cytosol. The transcript is spliced from 36 exons. The coding region runs from base 101 to 3901 and encodes 1266 amino acids. The record is from RefSeq and is a predicted model, not a curated record. Gene Ontology annotation, biological process: homocysteine metabolic process; tetrahydrofolate metabolic process.